Messenger RNA from Odobenus rosmarus divergens (Pacific walrus), 1234 nucleotides. It is a transcript of the gene PNMA2, whose product is annotated as paraneoplastic Ma antigen 2. NCBI's taxonomy places the organism in Eukaryota, Metazoa, Chordata, Mammalia, Carnivora, Odobenidae. The record is from RefSeq and is a predicted model, not a curated record.
AUGGCUGUGGCACGGUUGGAGGACUGGUGCAAGAUCAUGAGUGUGGAUGAACAGAAAUCACUGAUGGUUAUGGGGAUACCAGUGGAUUGUGAUGAGGCUGAGAUUCAGGAGGUUCUCCAGGAGACUUUGAAGGCUCUGGUCGGGUAUAGACUGCUUGGCAAAAUAUUCAGGAAGCAGGAGAAUGCCAAUGCGGUCUUAUUAGAGCUCAUGGAGGAUAUUGAUGUCUCGGUGAUACCUAGUGAGGUUCAGGGAAAGGGGGGGAUCUGGAAGGUGAUCUUUAAGACCCCUAACCAGGACACUGAAUUUCUUGAGCGACUGAACGUCUUUCUGAAAAAAGAGGGGCAGACAGUCUUGGGGAUGUUCCGAGCCCUCGGGCAUGAGGGAGUGUCUCCGGCCGCCAUGCCCUGCGUAUCACCAGAGUUAUUGGCUCAUUGGCUGGGGCAGGCGAUAGCACAAGCCCGUCAGCCUCUGCUGCCCAUGAGAUACCGGAAACUGAGAGUGUUCUCGGGGAGUGCCGUGCCCGCCCCCGAGGAAGAGCCCUUUGAAAUCUGGUUGGAACAAGCCACUGAGAUCGUCAAAGAGUGGCCGGUAGCAGAGGCGGAAAAGAAACGGUGGUUGAUGGAAAGCCUGCGCGGCCCCGCCCUGGACCUCAUGCAUAUAGUGCAGGCGGACAACGCGGCCAUCAGCGUGGAAGAGUGCUUGGAGGCCUUUAAGCAAGUGUUUGGAAGCCUGGAGAGCCGAAGGACCUCCCAGGUGAAGUACCUGAAGACCUAUCAGGAGGAGGGGGAGAAGGUCUCAGCCUAUGUGUUGCGGUUAGACCGGCGAGCCGUGGAGAAACGAGCCAUCCCCAGGAAUAUCGAAGAUCAGGUCCGCUUAGAACAGGUGAUGGCGGGCGCCAGCCUUAGCGAGGUGCUGUGGUGCAGGCUGAGGGAGCUGAAGGAUCAGGGCCCGCCUCCCAGCUUUCUUGAGCUAAUGAAGGUAAUCCGGGAGGAAGAGGUGGAAGAGGCCUCUUUUGAAAACGGGAAUAUGGAAGAGCCCGAUGAAGGGGGUGGCUAUGGCCCCUGGGAUCACGAGGCAGAUGACUAAAAACCAGCUCCGCGCAGGACCCACAGCCAGUGCACCUAGGGACAUUCGCUUUAUCCAGCUGAGACCGCGUGGCUCUUUUUGUGGUUAAAUGUACACAACUGAAAUCGAGGCUUUUGGGCCAGGUUUGCUGCUUCUUUCUCAGAAAAAA